Molecule: messenger RNA, 2367 nt
Organism: Ostertagia ostertagi
Lineage: Eukaryota; Metazoa; Nematoda; Chromadorea; Rhabditida; Trichostrongylidae
Source: the annotation of a GenBank genome assembly
AUGAAACUGUUUCUUGUUAUAUUCUGCGUUAUAGCAUCACUUACCAGCCAGGCGCAACAGCGACCCAAUAUCGUCAUCAUUAUGGCGGAUGAUAUGGGCUAUGGUGACCUGGGCUGUUAUGGCGCACAAAAGAUAUCCACUCCUUCUAUUGACAGCCUCGCCAGGCAAGGCAUGCGUUUUACCGAUGCGCAUACGGCUUCUUCGCUUUGUUCGCCUUCCCGCUACAGCCUGAUGACAGGACGUUAUUCCUGGCGAACACAUUUGCGCGCAGGUGUACUGACUUGGUUUGCGAAACCACUCAUCGAACAAAACCGCACCACAAUUGCUUCAUUAUUAAAAAAGAAUGGUUACAAAACAGCUUGUAUCGGCAAAUGGCAUCUUGGUUUUGACUGGGCGCUGCAACCUGGUGCACCGGCUAACGCAGACAGCAUGAUCUUCGACUCCUGGGACGUGAAUACCCAAGACUAUAUCGAUUUUUCCAAACCUGUAAAAGGCGGACCGAUAGAAAGAGGUUUCGACUAUUACUAUGUAACAAUAAUACUUUCGUUACCAGCCGCAAACGCACAACAACCUGGGAAAAAAAUGAAUGUUAUCUUUUUCCUGGUGGAUGAUCUCGGCUGGAAUGAUGUGCAAUGCAACAAUCCCAAUUCAUUUUAUGAAACACCGAACAUAAAUGCCUUUGCACAACAAGGCACCCGAUUUACCAAUGCUUAUGCAGCCUGCCAUGUAUGCUCACCCACCCGCGCCAGUAUCAUGACUGGCAAAUACCCAGCGCGCCUGCAGUUGACAGAUUGGUUGCCCGGAAGGAAGAACUAUCCAUUCCAGAAAUUAACGAAUGCCGAAACACGCCAGUAUCUUCCCUUCGAAGAAAAAACGAUAGCAGAAACUUUCAAAGAGAAUGGGUACCGUACCGCCAUCUUUGGGAAAUGGCAUUUGGGUGAAGACAGUUCGUCUCCUUUACAGCAUGGAUUUGACUACCGUCAAUUGAUGAGCGGACUGGAUGCUAUGAACAAUAAGGCGAGCAAUGUGCUGACUGGUCGUGGAUUGAUCAGGCGUGAUGUAACCAUUAUGCCCGAGGUAUUUCGUGACAAUGGUUAUCACACGGGGAUAUUUGGAAAAUGGCACCUUGGUGAUGUCUAUCCAGACCGCCCGAUGGACCGGGGUUUUGAAAAAAGCAUCUGGACGAAAGGUUGGGGACUUUUAUCCGAAACUGAAUUUGAUAACGAUUAUUAUCACACACGAUACCAGGAUAGCCUGGAAUUAAAAUAUUCAAAUAAAUAUUGCAGUGACCUCUGGUUUGAUGAAGCAAUGAAAUGGAUGGAUGGACUUGUCGGACAAUCGGAACCGUUUUUCACCUAUAUCCCGCUUAAUGCACCUCAUGGACCAUUUUAUGCGCCGGAAGAUGAAGCUGCUUAUUAUCGCAAAAUUGUCGGUGAUAGUGUAAUCGGGUCUUUUCUCGGUAUGGUCAGCAAUAUUGAUAAAAACAUGGCGCGGCUCGAUGAAUGGCUGGUAAAGCGGCACCUAAAAGAAAACACGCUCGUGAUAUUUAUGAACGAUAAUGGCGGUACCGGUGGUGUGAAACUAUAUAACGCAGGCAUGCGGGGUGAGAAAACAAGCGUGUACGAUGGAGGUCAUCGCGCAGCUUGUUUUGUAAGCUGGCCCGGCGGCAGGCUUGGUCCGCCACGCAGCAUUGACUAUGCAUCAAACAUACAAGACUUGCUUCCUACGUUUAUAGAUCUAUUCGGUUUUAAGUUAAAAAAGAAGCAAUCUUUUGACGGUAUCAGUCUUAAAAAAGUAUGGCAACAACCCGGCAGGCAUUUUGACAACAGGAUGUUCGUGGUGCAAUACACGGGUAAAGAAAAACCGGAAAAGUAUUUUAGCAGUGUGGUGUGGGACAAUUGGCGGCUUGUGAACGGAAACGAGCUAUAUGAUAUCAGCAAGGAUCCGGGUCAGCAAAACGAAAUUGCUGUAGCGCAACCGGCAGUUACAGCCAGGUUGAAAGCUCAUUAUGAGAAAUGGUGGAAGAAGUUGGAACCCGUUGUCUUUGAUUAUGUACCGGUAAUGAUUGGCAGUAAAAAAGAAAAUCCAGUAUUGUUAAGUUCUAAUGGUUGGAUAGGAGCGGGCGGUAUCAAUACUCAAUGGGGCGUGGCCAUGGCCAAUGGCGAUGUACAUGGCGGUACCUGGCAGAAACUGGCCUAUGCAGCGGGAUUGAUCGAACAAUCCGCUGCGAAAUUUAUUUUCUCCCGUAGACCAGUGAAGUUUCUUCAUGCGUUAUUGGAAUUGAUUGGCGUACCGGCUUUACGGCAGAACCAUCGGCCAGCGACGGCGAUCGAUGUACCACAGCCGGAAACGCAUGAUGAGCAGUAA